GAGUUGUAGUCCCAGCGUCGCCGGCGCGGCCGCCAUUGUCCGGCGGGCAGCGAGUCGCGCGAUCCCUGUGGCCCGGGUGGCUUUCGGGCUUAGGGUCGCCUCGGGCGCCUGUCCUUGACCUGUCGGUCCAGGAUGGACCCCGAGGAGGAAGCUGCAGCAUUGGCGAUGGCUGCGGGGCCGCUGGCGGAACGGCUUCAGGAGCCGGUGACCUUCCGGGACGUGGCUGUGGACUUCACCCAGGAGGAGUGGGGGCAGCUGGGCCCCGCCCAGAGGACGCUGUACCGGGACGUGAUGCUGGAGACCUUCGGGCACCUGCUGUCUGUGGGACCUGAGCUUCCCAAACCCGAAGUCAUCUCCCAGCUGGAGCAAGGGGCUGAGCUGUGGGUGGCGGAGAGAGGGAUCGCCCGGGGCAGCUGUGCAGGCUGGGAGACUGGACCCAUAGGCCAAGCAGCACCCAUGGAACAGGGCCUCCCUGAGCAGGUGCCGUCCCCAGUCACGGAGAGGGAAGGUUUCCCCAGGGAUGCCCCCCGUCCCGCCACACCAGGGGAAGGCCGGGACUGUGGGGGCCAGGUCAAGGCGCCCGAGGAGGACCAGGAAAACUCGAGGCCAUUGGAAUUUUGCCUGGAGGAAGCACCAGUUCAGGACGGAAGCCACGAACGUCUCAGGCUUGGGGCAAACCGUGUCCUGAGUUCAAAGCUCAGUCCGUUCCCGGAGGUUGUUAGACGAGACGAUUCGUGCACCGAGGACUCGCCGGUUCCAGAUUCGGAAGGUAGCUCCAGCGUGGUGAGCCCGCAGGCGGGCGACAGCGGCGACUGCAGCCGGGCUUCGGGCCAGGCCCUUGCGCCUCCGGAGCCCGCCCGGGGCCCGGUGCAGGAGAAGCCGUACAAGUGCGCCGACUGCGGCAAGUCGUUUAACCACAACGCGCACCUCACGGUGCACAAGCGGAUCCACACGGGCGAGAGGCCGUACAUGUGCAAGGAGUGCGGGAAGGCCUUCAGCCAGAACUCGUCGCUGGUGCAGCACGAGCGGAUCCACACGGGGGACAAGCCCUACAAGUGCGCCGAGUGCGGCAAGUCCUUCUGCCACAGCACGCACCUCACGGUGCACCGCAGGAUCCACACCGGCGAGAAGCCAUACGAGUGCCAGGACUGCGGGCGGGCCUUCAACCAGAACUCGUCGCUGGGCCGGCACCGGCGCACGCACACCGGCGAGAAGCCGUACUCGUGCAGCGUGUGCGGGAAGGCCUUCUCGCGGACCACCUGCCUGUUCCUGCACCUGCGGACGCACACGGAGGAGCGGCCCUACGAGUGCAACCACUGUGGCAAGGGCUUCCGCCACAGCUCGUCCCUGGCGCAGCACCAGCGCAAGCACGCCGGCGAGAAGGCCUACGAGUGCCGCCAGAGGCUGGUCUUCGAGCAGACGGCCGCGCUGAGCAGGCGCGCCGAGCACCCCGCGGGUGGGACGAAGGCGGGACAGCCGGCGGGCAGGGCGCUCGCUCUGUUCGACAUCCACGAGAUCAUGCAAGAGAAAAGCCCUGUGCACGUCAUCGGGGUCGAGGAACCUUCCGUGGGCACCUCCGUGCUCUUCGACGUCACGGAUUCCCCAUAGGGGAGGUCUGCAGGUGACUCUGAACUGCAGGUGUAGACACUUGGUAAGUGCACACGGGCUGUUCACGGAAAGGGCGCCUGGGGGUAGACGUGCCCAAGGCGACCUCGGAUUUCCCAAGAAAAGGUGCUUCCCAAACCCCUGAGAUCGGGGGUCCUCGGCUCUAUCGAGCACAGGUGUUUUGCACUGUUCCCUCUGUGACCCCAAAAGUGAAUUCGCAGGUAGUAUAACCUACGCAUGUGUGUAAUGUGAAAAUAAUCAAUACGCAGCCCGUUUCCUAAAGGAUCAUCAAAACAAAAGUAGCUCGUGAUCACGUGUACCGAGCUGGUUCGGGAUCUCUGCCUGUGACUUCAGGCCGUGACCCCGGGGACCUGCGCGCUGCCUGUCGCUUGCCCUCUGGCACGUGAGGUGUCACAUUGGCCACAGAAAUGUGGGGGGCCUUCCUGUAUUCCGAGCCCACUUAGUUCCCAACCACAUGUCAGCCACACUUGUGCCCGAAUCAAAUGACCAGCCCCGUGAAAUUCCACAGCACUCCCUAGGGAUGUCACGGCUUAUGUAGAAAACCAUUAGCUUGAAACAGCCAGCGUCGCUAUAAGCCUGAGGUCUCAAUUCAAGGGUGGUUUCGUCCCCCAGGAGACAUUUUUGGUUGUCACGACUGGUGGAAGGGAGGGAUGCUCCUGGCAUGUACUGGGUGUAGGCCAGGGAAGCCGCUAAGCAUCCCGCGAUGCCCACGACAGCCCCGUGAGAGCCCUGGGCCCGUACAUGCCGGGAGGAACACCGUGCCCAGCACGACAGCCGACGUCUUCCAGACUUUAAAUAAAUUGGCUGAUCAGGCCUGUACCGACAAUCGUAGACACUUGAUUUGAGGGAAUGAUAUCUCGAGUUUAUGCACAGUGUGGUUUUUAGUCAUUUUUUUUUCACUGUUUUGUAGCGUUCCUGAUCGGUGUGGAGAGAGGAAGAGAAUCCACUUAUUUUUCUGAGUAGUCUAAAUUUUAGCCUUUUAUCAUGGCCGUUAAAACGCGGACAGUAUAUUUUCGCCGGCACCCUCCCUGCCACAUGUUAUGUUCACAUCGGUCCCAGAACUCAUGCUAUCUCAGCCGUGUUUCUGAAUUUAGCUCUAAACACAAGGACUUUUGAAUCGACAGGCCUCCCUCUUUCUUUUUCAGUCUUAUUUGCUCUGGGGAAAAAAACGGGUUAAGCUAAGUUUUGUCCCCAUCUCCGGCUUGCCCAUGAGACCCUCCUUGAUCUGGCCCGGUGGAACGACCUCUGGUUUGGCAUCACGCCGCCGGACUGUGCCGAGGGGUCCUGUGAAUGUGUGAUUCUCACCGUUCUCGGUCAUCUUUUCAUGUCAUACGGUGUCUCUGCCGGAGGUCUCCGCUGUCAGUGCCAGGAAAAGCCAGCCCUCGGAGAAAAGGUUUGUCUCUACAGUGCAGGGCAGGCUGUGUGCGUUCUAACGUCCACAGUUCCGAACUUGCCUCCAUUCGUCUCACUGCUUUCCUCCAAAGCAAAGCGUUUUGGCCUUUGUCCAUGCCAUUCUUGACAUAAAGAACAUUGUGAUCGCGGUGUGACCCUUGGCGUCUGACAGCGCAUGGUGUAUAUAGACCAAGGAGUCAGGCCACCUGCUUUCCAACCGAAAAUGAAAUGCACGUCCCCUGGGACACUAAGUCACAUGCUUCGUUAUACAGAACAGUUGCCUUUUCGCGUUCAUUUCCUGUCCCAAUGCAGUUGCGUUCUAGCGAAGUUAGAUCUGUACCGUAAACGUCAGAGGUGGGAAGGAAGGGACAUUGACCACGGCACCGCUCAGCUCGUAGAAAUGGCUCCCUGAAAACGUCCUGCAGGAGGGGUGGUGGGUCGGCAGAGAGUAGAGUCGGACAGAAGAAAUCACUUCUUGGAAAAAUACAGCAGCAGUUUCUGACGGCUGCGUUGGAGUGAUUGAGCAUGGGAACUCAGUGCCAGGUGUCACGUUGAGUGUCAGAACUGUCACAGCUUCUCGUGUCCAUUUUUGUUCUUCGGAUGCUGUGAAUGUCACAGUGGAUGGGGUUUCCGUGGUAACAGAGCUGGCUUUGCUGCCCAUCUCUGGAGGUUUUGUCUACAAGGUCCUCUCAAAGAGGUGUGUCGCUCUCCACUCACCUUUCGUCCGGGGUCCUUGCACGUCUCCCUCGUCCACUGUCAUUUUUCACCGCUUGUCCUCACACUUCGGCCUGCACCGCCUUCCAUCUCAUUGGUGACAUGUACCCUUUCACCGACAUGGCUUAGAAAAGGCAUGUUUUCGAGCAGACAGGGCCUCAGUGCUGGAUUCGUGAGGUAGCGCCGUUCUACGUGUGAGGACAAGGCACAGGGCAGAAAUCAGUAAGUAGAACAGAGUGACUGUCCCGAGGUGGAGGCGGAAUUUAAAGUCAACACCCGGCUAAGGUGGCUUUGAACAAAUUCGGUUUUCUUCAAAGGCUGUCCCUCCAGCACCUCAGCGACGUCACAGGCAGUGUUUUCUGCAGCUCUCUCAAGCAAUGAGACGGCUGUGGCUUCGGCCAUUACGUCCAAAUCAAGACUGGGAGACGGGCCGGCCCCCGCUCAUCUCUGAUGCCCGCUUAGGUCUCAGGGGCCAAGUCGGGGUCACAGGCCCAGCCCUAAUGAUGAGGGGGCUUGGAAAACUACUGCGUACCCGCAGAAAAGGCCUUGGGAGUGGGUCGUGCUAGGCGGCCCCAGCGUCUGUCCCCUUUCUCCUCCAGUCUCACGGCAGCCCCGUUUCCUUAACCAGGUACUGCUGCCGCUCGGCCUGUCCCUUCGUCUCCUGGACCGUCCAGCCUGCUGGCCGGGCCUUCCUCGCAUCUCCUGGGCCCCUGGCAUUCUGGGAUCUGCCACUUCCUGAGGGCCUUCCUGUCCCCUCACCUCUUACUUGUUGGGUCCCUAGGACAGUGGCCAGGGGACUCCUGCUGUGCUCCACAGCCUCCCCGGAUGUCCUCGUCUACACCCACGGCUUUGCGCUACUCACUCCCAGAUCUUGGCCUCCAGCGCCAUGUUCUGAGCUUCAGGUGGAGCAGCAGUGUGUGCUGCCGGGCACGCAAACCCGCCCUCCUGUCCCCGGUCCCUUUCACGGGGCCCGUGGCCCCCAGUGUUCCAUCCCCAAAGCCAGCGGGUAGAUGCUCCGUUGGCCUCUGUCACCUCCCUUUGCAUGUCUGCCUCUCGGUGGGCCUGGCUCUACCGAUCUCACCACCUAAGCAUCUCAGUUCUUCGCUUCAUCCUGGACAGCCCCGAGGGCAAGUGGCAUGUCACCAAGGGACCCAGCCACGAGAGCCCCACUUUUGACAGUUUCUUCUUACCGUUCCUUCAGUGGUUCCGGCUGUGGAUUCAGGAAUGCUCCAGCUGCCAGUGCUUUCUGGGGAGGGGGCACCCCGCUGGGACUUCAUGGCCUUCGUGGCUCUGGAAGCCAGGCCUGAGAUUGCCCAGUUCCCUCCACCUUGACCCCAAAAUUGCAACUCCUGAAGGGUCACAUUUCCACAGUUGUCAGAGCGAACACCGCGUGGGCUGAGGUUACAGUGGCCUCAUCGGGCAGGCCAGGAGCCGGCUCAUCACCGUCGGCACUCGCCUCCCUCUCUGGGGCAGCAGAGAGCUGUGCAAAUUUUCCAUUUCUCAUUCCAGGUCAUGUUUUCCAGACAUAAUGUCCCUGCCGGUUUCCUUGUAGAUAUCCGAAACAGACGAGAAACUCCUCAGGGGAAAUUACUGUAAACUAGUGAAAUACAUGGUUUUAUUGAUUUCUAAAAGUCAUGCAAAUUGUUUGUAGCAAAACCUGGAAAAUGCACAAAAGUUAAAGAAUACACAAGAGUGUGAAAAUUUACUUAAAAUUUAAUUCUUCAUAUUUCCACCGUCCAGAGAUGGUCAUUACCAUUACACUUUUGUUAAUUGUCCUUGGAGUUUUUUCUUAAUAGUAUACGUGUGUACACAUACAUUGUAACACGAAAUCUUACACACACAAAAUAUAGAUGUAUGCGUGCUCGUCUUCUGUUUGGAAAAUCGGACUCCCUCCUAGUUCCCUUGUAACACGUGCUUCUUACUAUAUUUUGAGCAUUUUCCUCUGAUAGUGACUUUCACGUAGCUUCGUGAAUUACCUUUCAGGAAGAUCACAGCACUGCGCCUGCCACCCAGCGUUUACCAGCCUUGACUUUUAUCCGAAAGGCAGGGGAGGUACUGCACUGUCCGGGGGCAGGAUGAUGGACGCGGUCUCUGCGAAGGGCAGGUUGUCAGUUGCUCUCUCAGUUACAAACGCACAGACCCUCCGUCUCAGCGAACCUGCCGCUCGGAGUGAACCGUGCAGGUGUACGUGUACGCGUGCACUGUUUGUACGUGGUUCUCACUAUGGUACUGAUUUCAAAAGUAAAAGUUUGGAACCAACCUCAGUGUCCACCAUGGCACUAGCUCAGUGAUUUAUGGUGUGGAACGGAGAACUAUGCAGCCUUCACCAUGGGGACUGUCUUUAUGUACUCACGUGGGAAGAGCUCCAAGGUACAGUGUUAAGUGGAAAGGUGUAAACAGUGUGUAGAGUAUGUUUCCCGUUUGUGUAAGGAGGAAACAUUUGCUUACACACACAUACACACACACACACACACCCUCUGAAAGAGUACAAACUAACCAGUUACUCUUAGGAGAAAUGGGAAAAUGGAUGAGGAAUAAUUUUCACUUUAUAUCUUUUGAUACUUUUGGAAUUUUGAAACAUGUAAAAGUACUACCAAUGCAAAAAAUAAAUUAAAAAUGUCAACUCUUUGAAAAUCAAA
Molecule: messenger RNA, 6371 nt
Organism: Pteropus alecto (black flying fox)
Lineage: Eukaryota; Metazoa; Chordata; Mammalia; Chiroptera; Pteropodidae
Gene: ZNF8
Product: zinc finger protein 8
Exons: 5
Coding region: 133-1608 (491 amino acids)
Biological process (GO): regulation of transcription by RNA polymerase II
Molecular function (GO): RNA polymerase II cis-regulatory region sequence-specific DNA binding; DNA-binding transcription factor activity
Source: RefSeq, a predicted model, not a curated record